Homarus americanus (American lobster) is the source of this 718-nucleotide messenger RNA. It is a transcript of the gene mRpS18C, whose product is annotated as 28S ribosomal protein S18c, mitochondrial-like. The record is from RefSeq and is a predicted model, not a curated record. The transcript has 4 exons. Gene Ontology annotation, cellular component: ribosome; mitochondrial small ribosomal subunit. Gene Ontology annotation, biological process: mitochondrial translation. The coding region runs from base 59 to 586 and encodes 175 amino acids. Lineage: Eukaryota; Metazoa; Arthropoda; Malacostraca; Decapoda; Nephropidae. Gene Ontology annotation, molecular function: small ribosomal subunit rRNA binding; structural constituent of ribosome.
UAUGAAGAAAUAUAUAUUUGUUAAUAAGAUAUUGCCACACAUAUAAGCAGUGAAGGUCAUGGCGUCAACGACUUGUGGCAGACGAAUGUUCUUGUCCCUCAAAAGUUAUUUAAUAGGCAGACACUUACCACCAGGAACUUCUCGUUAUAUUCGUGUGGGUAGAGCAUCAUGCAGCACAACAGCAGAUACAAGCAACACAAGCCCCAUCUCUGGUGAAGCAAAGAAUGAUGCACUGAGUUCCUCUCAAGUGGAGCAUGUGCUUAUGGAAAUGAGAGAAAAAGACAUGCCCAUCGAUAUGUCCAACCCAUAUGAACGAGAGAAAAUCCGUUGUAUUCUUUGCAAGUACAAUAUUCGCCUCGAUUACAAGAAUGUAAGGCUACUAUCACAGUUUAUCUCGCCAUACACUGGUAAAGUUUAUGGACGGAACAUUACUCGAUUAUGCCGCAAACAACAGGGAGAGUUGGAAAAGGAAGUACAGAAGAGUAUAGCUGCAGGAUACAUAGCUGUGAUGCUGAAGGAUGUGGGAUUCUUAAAGGAUCCUAAGUUAUUUGAUCCUAAUAAUCCAGUGAGACCCCAUAAUUAUUAGUGAUAUAUCUGUUGAUUUGAAGUUACACAUUCAGAUGUAUAUAAAUUCAACUUUUCAUGUACAGUACGUAUUUUUAUUGUAAUUUGAACAUGAUAUUUGUAGGUUAUUUGUUAUAAUAAAUGAUUAUGAUUA